AUGCCGAGAGCUUCUUUAAAUCUUGAUUGAAUAGUUUUUUCAGUUGGAAGAAAUUCAUCAGAUUUUAAAGAUUUAAGAACCCAUGAUAAGCUUUCUAAGCUCAGGCUUUCUAAUUUUAAUCCAAUAAAAUUUUUGGAACCAAAUCUACCAAAUUGCUUUCUUGAUAAAAAUAUGAUUUCUAAGCUACUAGCUUCAUCUAAAAUUUUAUGACAUUUUUCGGCGCUGAAACCAUAUUUUAUUGAAAAAUCAGUUAUCAACAGCUCAAGUUCUACCAUCACUUGUCCUUUCUCAGCAAAAGUCUUUAAUAUUUCUAUCAAAAAAUCAUGAAUCUGCUUUUGACCACAUUUUGGAAUGAAAGCUUGCUGUUUAUUACAAACUCCAAUCGAUACAUUUAAUUUUUCAGUUUUUAUUUUGUCUAACUCAGAAUCUUGAAGAUCUAACUGGUUUGCGAUUCUAUAA
Messenger RNA from Blepharisma stoltei, 459 nucleotides. Lineage: Eukaryota; Ciliophora; Heterotrichea; Heterotrichida; Blepharismidae. The record is from the annotation of a GenBank genome assembly.